Molecule: messenger RNA, 1296 nt
Organism: Serendipita indica DSM 11827
Lineage: Eukaryota; Fungi; Basidiomycota; Agaricomycetes; Sebacinales; Serendipitaceae
Source: the annotation of a GenBank genome assembly
AUGUCUCAGCCCAGCCCACCUCGUGCAGAGCUACCUCUUCCUGAUGAGCUAGUUCGGGUCAUAUUGAAAAUCUCGACUCGCAUGCCGGCGGCGUUUGAAACGGCGGUCAUCGAGCAAUUUGAUCCGCCACAGGCGCUGAAGGUCGCGAACAAGAUAGCCGCGAGCAUAUCGUUCAAAUUGGCAUUAGGGCGCGUCUGCAAAACAUUUCAGGAGCUCAUGGAGGAGUUUUUGUACGAAUCCAUCGUCAUCUUCAGAGUUGAGCAGCUCUUUCCGGCCAUUCGGUCGUUUCAGACGAUGCUUAGUUCGACUACCUACAAAAUAUUCCGAGGAGAAAGAUGCCUAAGAUUAGACAUCGCCCUUGGCCACCGAUCCCAAAGGUUUGGAGUGGCAAGCUGGAAGGACCAGUGGCCAUGGGUUACGCACGCGCUAGCCACUCUCCUAACUGCCUGUCCCAAGCUACAAAUUCUCGUACUUCAUAGUCCACCCAAUACCUCCUAUCACUCACCACUACCAACAUACUCGACUCUCUGGAUGCAGAUCGCAAGUAACCUCACCAACUUGCAAGUCUUCGCCAACUCUUUGGCAGAUAUGACAGAGCAAGACCUAAUACAAAUCAUCGGUAGCCUCAGAUCUCUCGAGAUGGUCCACGUUCAAGCAGUGCGGACAGGGGCGCCUACGUUUGCCCCGCUCCCUCCAAUCAGAACAGCUCGUCUUUUCAGAGCUGAUGACAUUGCCCAGUGCAUCCUCACAUAUGAGACUGCAUCCUGGCCAACCAAUUCCAGCGAUUCGGCGUCGGCCCCAAAGUUGCACUCAAUCCAUCCUGGAUCCCAAGGGACAAAGCUCUUGGAGUUGAUAGAGUCGCCUCGACUCACGACACUAUCUAUACCUGAACGCGGCUCGGAUGCAUUCUUCGCCGCCCAGUUCGAAUCGAAGGCCACUAUCACCCGCCUCGUCUUCAACGCAGAAUCCAGCACCGAUAACAUGUGGAUGAUACUCAGGAAUUUCCCGAAGGUAUCCGAGUUCAAGAUUGUGGGAGUCGUCGCACAUGACUCGAUGGAACACCACUUCGGUCACUUGGAGAUCCUCGAGGUCUCUCGGCUCUCAUCAGAAGAUGCCUCUUACCUCCUGGAAAUCAUAGCUACAGGAAAACUACCCAAACUCCGGGAGCUCGUUCUAUCCGACAUUCACCAAUCAACGAUAGACGAGGCCCUGCAAAAUCAAGUCGACGAGUUCGCGGCUCGAGGCAUAACCCUACAUGCCAAAACAGAGAACCCUAAACCCGUAGGCAUUUUUUAA